AUGGUAGCAACUCAACUGCAUAAUCCAAUAUCGCAUUAUAUCGAAGGACGUCUUGGUAACAGAAAAAUAUGGUGGUGUCCUUCAGGAUAUGGAUAUUUAGCGUACUGUCCACAACCAACAGAUUGGGAUAACUAUAAUUGGUGCUGUACAUGGCCUUACUUUGGCUCUUGGAAACCGUCUUGUUGUCCAUUUGCGAUUCCAACUGGCGCACUCAUUGCUAUCAUUAUUGCUUCAGUUGUUUCGAUUGCUCUGCUUAUUUUUCUGUCUUGCUGGUGUUGCUUUUGCUGUCCACUUUACAAACAAUUAUAUAGUCCUAACGAAAAAGAAUACGAGAGAAGGCGGUGA
Messenger RNA from Thelazia callipaeda (thelaziosis nematode), 345 nucleotides. The record is from the annotation of a GenBank genome assembly. Lineage: Eukaryota; Metazoa; Nematoda; Chromadorea; Rhabditida; Thelaziidae.